CAACAUACUAGCAUCCCAUUUAUAUUCACCCUAAUCCAUCCAUCUUUUCACUCAAAACUAUCUCUCCACCCUUAUACUUUCUCUUUGCUACUAUUAACCAUGUCCAACAUCAUCAUCAACAGCAACAAAAAUGGUGCAACUAAGCUAUCGCCUCCACCAGCUUCUGGACGUGUUGCCACUCCAGGAAAGGCAACCAUACUCGCCAUCGGGAAAGCCUUCCCCAACCAACUCGUUCCUCAGGAUUUCUUGGUCGAGGGCUAUAUUCGUGACACUAAGUGCGAUGAUUUGGCCAUCAAGGAGAAACUCGAGCGCCUAUGCAAAACGACUACUGUGAAAACCAGAUACACAGUAAUGUCCAAAGAAAUACUGGAUCAAUACCCUGAACUAGCAACAGAAGGCUCUCCGACAAUCAAACAGCGCCUGGAAAUAGCAAAUCCCGCCGUCUUGAAGAUGGCAAAGGAAGCAAGCUUAGCAUGCCUCAAAGAAUGGAACAGGCCACCAUCACACAUCACCCACAUCGUCUACGUUUCUUCCAGCGAAAUCCGCUUACCCGGCGGCGAUCUCUACCUCGCCGCCGAACUCGGCCUCAGAAACGACGUCGGCCGCGUAAUGCUAUACUUCCUAGGCUGCUACGGCGGCGUCACGGGCCUCAGAGUCGCUAAAGACAUAGCCGAAAACAAUCCAGGAAGUCGUGUUUUGCUGACCACUUCCGAGACGACGAUUCUUGGCUUUCGACCGCCGAAUAAAGCUCGCCCUUAUGAUCUCGUCGGGGCGGCGCUGUUCGGAGACGGAGCAGCCUCGGUGGUUCUUGGAGCUGAACUUCGCUGUCAGCAGUUCUUGCCGGAAACCAGCAACGUGAUCGACGGGCGGCUGUCUGAAGAGGGCAUAUACUUCAAACUCGGGAGGGACUUACCUCAGAAGAUCGAGGAAAACAUUGAGGACUUCUGCAAGAAGCUGAUGGUGAAAGCGGGUCUGAAGGAGUACAAUGAGCUGUUCUGGGCAGUUCAUCCGGGGGGACCGGCGAUCCUGAACAGGCUGGAGAGCAACCUCGGAUUGGACAGUCAAAAGCUGGAUUGCAGCAGAAGGGCAUUGAUGGAUUUUGGCAACGUUAGCAGCAAUACCAUAUUCUAUGUGAUGGAGUAUAUGAGGGAGGAGUUGAGGAAGAAAGAGAAUGGUGAAGAGUGGGGGCUUGCUUUGGCUUUCGGGCCUGGUAUUACGUUUGAAGGCAUUCUUCUUAGGAGUCUUUGAGAAGUACUACAUUUGAUUUGUAGCACAAAAAUGGCUGAAAAGGGUUGUUGUUGUGUCGUACGUAAGGAAAAUCAAAGGAUUUUGGUUGCAUUGUCAAAGAAUCAAGAAUUUGUUGUGUGUUUUCAAAGUGUCUUUACAUGAAACAGUAUAUGCUCUUGGCAUCUUAA
Sesamum indicum (sesame) is the source of this 1415-nucleotide messenger RNA. RefSeq names its product Chalcone and stilbene synthase family protein (gene LAP6). Gene Ontology annotation, biological process: polyketide biosynthetic process. Gene Ontology annotation, molecular function: acyltransferase activity, transferring groups other than amino-acyl groups. The record is from RefSeq and is a predicted model, not a curated record. Lineage: Eukaryota; Viridiplantae; Streptophyta; Magnoliopsida; Lamiales; Pedaliaceae.